AGUGAAGUCCAGCUCUCUCGUGCCAAAAGCGUCUACUCUGGCGUUGGGCCCCUUGAGGUUCAGUAGAGUGACAUUUAGUAUGUCUUCGACAGAGUUCCGGGUGCUGAACUCCCUGAUUUCUUCACGCGUCAAAAGGAACGGGCCAAGGGUGGGAGAGUGGUGUCUGAGGGUGGGAUGGAAAGGCAGUUCUGAUCCGGAGGACGGUGGCCUAGAGGGUCGGGAAGACCCACUCACUGCAAGACAAUCCGCGAGCAGGGCACAGCAAUCCCUGCAGAGCUAGCCUAAUCGCGUGGGGUCGGACAACAGCUUUCCAGCAGGAGGCGCUAAACUACUGCAAGCCGGCUUCGGGCACCGCAUGGGAACCAGACUUUGCAGCAUCCAACAAGCAUCUCCGGGAAGCAGUAGUAAGGGAUACAGGAAGACCGAACUUGGAUCACUCUGAGGGCAGCUCGGAGAAAAGAUGGAUCAUGUGAGUGGGACUGAGAGGUUUAUGGAGCCGAGCUCUUGUGGCUGUAAAUCAUUCUGCCCUCUCCGGUAUAAAGCACUGGUCCAGCCCGGCGUGGGAGAGAGGAGACGCUCGCUGCCCCUUGACCCCCAACUUGGUGUUGGCUCCCGGUGCAGCCAGUGAUCCCUUCAACCUCCUCCAGCCGCCCCACCAUGUCGGAGGAGCUGGUCCCGCAUCCCAAGGAGAGCCUGCCGGGACCUCGGGCAAGCCCCCGCGAGGUGUGGAAAAAGGGCGGCCGCCUACUGUCGGUGCUGUUGGCUGUCAACGUGCUGCUGCUCGCCUGCACGCUCAUCAGCGGCGGUGCCUUCAACAAGGUGGCCGUGUAUGACACCGACGUGUUCGCGCUGCUCACCACCAUGAUGCUCCUGGCCGCGCUGUGGAUAGUCUUCUAUCUCCUCCGCACUGCGCGCUGUCCGGAUGCCGUGCCCUACCGGGACGCGCAUGCCGGCCCCAUCUGGCUCCGAGGUGGGCUUGUGCUGUUUGGGAUUUGUACCCUUGUCAUGGAUGUCUUCAAGACUGGUUACUACUCCAGUUUCUUUGAGUGCCAGUCGGCCAUCAAGAUCCUGCACCCCAUCAUCCAAGCUGUGUUUGUCAUUGUCCAGACUUACUUUCUCUGGGUCUCUGCUAAAGACUGUAUCCACACCCACCUGGACCUGACCCGGUGUGGGCUCAUGUUCACCCUCACCACCAACCUGGCCAUCUGGAUGGCAGCUGUCGUGGAUGAGUCCGUGCACCAGGCCCACUCCUACAGCAGCUCUCUCGGCAACACCAGCCACACCCGCCUCGCCCCUGACCCAGAGCGUGCAGGCGGCACAGCUGGAGGAGACCCGUGCUCCUGCAGCACAGCCAUCUGCCAGAUCUUCCAGCAAGGCUACUUCUACCUAUAUCCCUUCAACAUCGAGUACAGCCUCUUCGCUUCUACCAUGCUGUACGUCAUGUGGAAGAACGUGGGCAGACUGCUUGUGUCCACCCAUGGCCACGGCCACAUACCGUCCAGGGUCAGCCUCUUCCGGGAGACCUUUUUCGCUGGUCCAGUCUUGGGCCUGCUACUCUUUGUUGUGGGCCUGGCUGUCUUCAUCCUCUAUGAGGUCCAGGUGAGUGGAGAGAGAGGCCAUACCCAGCAGGGCCUGGUCACCUACUACAGCUUCAACAUCGUCUGUUUGGGGCUCAUGACUUUGGUCAGCCUGAGUGGCUCAGUCAUCUAUCGUUUUGAUCGUCGGGCCAUGGACCACCAUAAAAACCCAACACGUACCCUGGAUGUAGCCCUGCUAAUGGGUGCCGCCCUGGGCCAGUAUGCCAUCUCCUACUACUCCAUUGUGGCCGUGGUGGUGGGCUCACCCAGGGACCUGCUGGGGGCACUCAAUCUGUCACAUGCUCUGCUCAUGAUUGCCCAGCACACCUUCCAGAAUGUGUUCAUCAUUGAAAGCCUCCACCGAGGACCGCCUGGGGCUGAGCCUUGUGAAACGCCCCCCAAGGAGCCCUGCCAAGGCAUCACCUUUGCCAACCUGGAUGCCAUUCACACCUUGCCCUCCUGCCCACCCACCCCCAGGCUGGUCAGCCCCAACCCAGAAAGUCCCCAGGAAGCAGUGGCCAUCAUCUCAGCCCCCAGGUGCCAUUGGCGACGUCGGUGCCUAAAAGACAUCUCUCUGUUUCUUCUACUCUGCAACGUCAUUCUAUGGAUCAUGCCUGCCUUCGGCGCCCGCCCACACUUCAGCAAUACCGUGGAGGUAGACUUUUACGGUUACUCCCUUUGGGCGGCCAUCGUCAACAUCUGUCUGCCAUUUGGCAUCUUCUACAGAAUGCAUGCUGUCUCCAGUCUGCUGGAGGUCUAUGUGCUGUCCUGAAGCGCCACACAGAAACAGGACAGAGGAACCCCAGCUCCUCUGGGAGUGAAUUGGGCUGGCACUCACUCCCUGCCUGCCUGAAACUAGACUUUUCAUCGAAGUUUAUUUUUCCAGGAUGAAUUUUUAAAUCAAAAUUGAGACGUGUCCAUCUACUCCUGCAUGAUCCUGGAGCCUGGGGAGACCCAGGCAGGGAAAUGAGUCCCUGCAAGCAUUCCCUAGGACCAGACAGGAUCUGGAAAUGUGGUCUCUGGCUCUAUCACUAAUCCCAGUCAUGUGGCCUGUGCACUGUCUGGAGCUAGGAACCAAUAAACCUGCAACCACA
Peromyscus californicus insignis is the source of this 2671-nucleotide messenger RNA. It is a transcript of the gene Otop2, whose product is annotated as otopetrin 2. Gene Ontology annotation, molecular function: proton channel activity. The transcript is spliced from 8 exons. Bases 658 to 2349 code for a protein of 563 amino acids. Gene Ontology annotation, biological process: proton transmembrane transport. Gene Ontology annotation, cellular component: membrane. The record is from RefSeq and is a predicted model, not a curated record. NCBI's taxonomy places the organism in Eukaryota, Metazoa, Chordata, Mammalia, Rodentia, Cricetidae.